GGGAUGGUUCCAAUAAAGAUGGAGGAUAAUGUUGCAAUUGGAUAAACUCGCCUUGUCUGCACUUACUCCACCUCUCUAUCCUCCAACAAGCAAGCAAUUAUGUCACGCAAUCAAUUGAGACACUACAACAAUUAUUCCUAUACAUAAUGGAAUCUGAAAUCAGCCUCUCCAAUUUAUUAAUCCAUCAUGAUCCUGCUAAACCGAUCAAGAACUACUCCUCGUUUUCUUACAACAACACUAGCUUAUGUUUCACUGAAGAACCAGUGCUGUCAUGGAAUAUUACCCUUUUCUACUAUUUCUAAUUUCCCCUUAAAUUUCCCUAGUUCUAGUUCAGAGAAGCUGGUGAAAGUUAAUGAUAGAGAGUCAGGGUUGAUCUCUUUCCCUAAAAAUCGUGCAGCUGUGAGAUUAGAUGCUUCAAUUAGUUCACUCGGACAUGUUCAACAAUUAACAAGUGAAGAACUAGUACAGAAUCAGACCAAGAGUGAGGGUGGAGUGGACUUGUUUGAUGAGAUGAAAAAGAGGUUUUUAAACUUCAAGAAGCACACAUAUUUAAAAGAACCGGAGCAUUUCAGAAAUCUUGCCGAGGUUCAAUCUCCAAAGUUUAUGGUGAUUGCUUGUGUAGACUCUAGAGUUUGCCCAUCAAAUGUUCUUGGAUUUGAACCUGGAGAAGCUUUUAUGAUUCGAAACGUCGCUAACAUUGUUCCUCCAAUUGAGAAUGGACCAACUGAAACAAAUGCUGCUCUUGAAUUUGCUGUUAAUACUCUUGAAGUUGAAAAUAUAUUUGUUAUUGGGCAUAGUAAUUGUGCAGGAAUUCAAGCUCUCAUGAGCAUGCCAGAUGAUAAUAACUCCAGCUUUGUGGAGAAGUGGGUUGCUACAGCUAAAGUUGUGAAGCUAAUAGCAAAAACUGAUGCAAGAGGCCUUAGCUUUGACCAGCAAUGCCAACACUGUGAGAAGGAAUCUAUAAACCAUUCAUUGCUGAACUUGCUAACAUAUCCAUGGAUUGAAGAAAGGGUGAGGAAAAACAUGGUAUCGAUUCAUGGUGGCUACUAUGAUUUCUCGAAUUGUUCAUUUGAAAAAUGGACUCUUGAUUUCAACAGUCUUCGACAAGGCCACAAAUUAUCAGUGAAAGACGUAGAAUUGUGGGGUUAACUGAAAUUUAUUUUUAUCUUUCUAAUACUUAACAAACUUUACAAUCUGUAAUGUUAAAAAAAAACUGUAUAAUCUGUAUAGUGCCUUAACAAGUUGUAUAAAUAAUUGAUUUCAGAUAAAGAGAAUGUUUAUAUGCAUCCUAAA
Messenger RNA from Mercurialis annua (annual mercury), 1293 nucleotides. Its product is annotated as beta carbonic anhydrase 5, chloroplastic-like. Bases 187 to 1149 code for a protein of 320 amino acids. Lineage: Eukaryota; Viridiplantae; Streptophyta; Magnoliopsida; Malpighiales; Euphorbiaceae. The transcript has 10 exons. Gene Ontology annotation, molecular function: zinc ion binding; carbonate dehydratase activity. The record is from RefSeq and is a predicted model, not a curated record.